This is a messenger RNA of Tarenaya hassleriana, 2433 nucleotides long. Its product is annotated as golgin subfamily A member 6-like protein 22. The transcript has 5 exons. Lineage: Eukaryota; Viridiplantae; Streptophyta; Magnoliopsida; Brassicales; Cleomaceae. The record is from RefSeq and is a predicted model, not a curated record. Bases 177 to 2168 code for a protein of 663 amino acids.
UCCGGUGAGGUCCUCUCGUUUUGUCUCAUUUUCGCUAAAACCUCUUUUGUCAAUUCGAAAUUCAGGUAGAUCUUGUUGCUUUCAAUUGUCCGAACGGAGAAGGAAUAUUCGCCAUCCAGAUUCUGCCGAUUGUGGAGUGAGCUUAGAGUUUUGCUCAGAAAGAAAAUCUUUUGCGAAUGGAGAAGGCGAAGGCAGGGGUAGAACAUAAGGUUUCAAAGAUUCUCAGGUUCAUCCAGACCAAGAACGAUGUCCCAACGGAAGCAAAGGAAGAGCUUCUUGGGCUCGUCGAGGAUCUUCACGACCAAUGGCAGUCACUCUUUUCCGUAUUUGAUGAUCUUCAAGAGCGGUUGGAUUCCGAAACUUGUGCUAGAAAAGGUAGCCUUGGUGCUGCUUCUUCAUCGUCCAGUUCAGAUUGGGAGUACUACUCUUCGGAGGAAACCGAGAGUAAUGCUGGUAAUUUGAACGAGGCUGUCGCCGGGAAUUUGAGCUCCAAGGAAGAGAUUGAAAGUGAUAAGUCGAAACGCAAGAUCGAGGCGUUGAACCCGGGGUAUGCCUCGGUGUUAGCUGACAAGAAUCUGAGGAGCAAGACUGGAGAGAAAGAACAGGAACUGACUGCACAUGUGAAGGAGCUUGAACGAAUGCUGAGCGAUGCAAGAACUGAGCUGAGAAGGCAGAUCGAUCAGAACGGCAUAUUAGAAGAACAGAUUGCGACGAGAGCAAGUGAGGCUAGACAACUAGGGGAGAAAAACAAAGGACUGAAUUGUCGGAUAUCGGGUUUGGAAAUGGUCUUGAAGGAGAAAGGAGAUGAAAUAUCAAACCUGGUGAACAAGUUUGGGAAAAGUGAGGUGAGGUUAACAUCUAGAAUCAAAGAUUUGAAGAGUCAGGUGAGAAACCUAAUGCUGGAGACAGAUUUUCUGCGUGCCCAGAAUGUGGAUUUGGCAGGAAACGUCGAAGGUAAGAGAGUCGAGGAGAUAGAGCAACUCAAAUCAAAACUCGAGAAGAAAAUCGAAGAAGUUUCAGAGACUCAGAUGAGAUUGAAGCAUCUGGAGGAGGAACAAGAGGAAUGGGUUAAGGCUAACUUGAGAAUCCUAGUGGAAAAGAACGAUCUAAUGACAAAAGCGGAGAAACUCGAACUGGAAUUCAAUAAUUUACAGAAGGAAAGAUACGAGUUUAAUGAGCAGCUGAAGAGUAAGAGUAUUGAGAUUGAUCAGCUCAGAGAGGAGAAUCAGAAGCUGCAUACAAGGAUUGCAGAGAUGAAUUCAUCACAAAUGGAGAAAGAGAGGGAAACCAUUGAAGAAAUAGAAAUCCGGAGUAUGAAACUGGACAAGGAACUUUAUGGUCAGCAGAAGCUGGUGAAGGAACAAAAUGACAUCAUUGGCAGGCUAUCAGCUAAGAUCAAAGAUCAGCAGAGACUUCUCAAGGAACAGAAAGACGCCAUCGAUAAGUUCUCGGAGGAUCAAAAGCUAGUGAAACGCUGGUCCUUUGGUUCAACCCGAGACGCGAAACUGAACGUUAACCUUCUGGAGAAGAAAAUGGAAGAACUAGCGGAAGACUUCAGGAUGAAAAUGGAAGAUCAUAUCCGAAUACUGUACAGGAGGAUCCAUGUGGCAGAACAAAUACACCUAGAGAGCAAGAACAGCUAUAUCAAAGAAAACAUGGCAGGAAACAGAGAAGGAAACCUCCCUUUCUGCGAAACCCAGUUCAAGAAAAUCAAGGAUAUGCUGGAAAAUGGACUCGCUGGAUCCGAAAUCGCGAUCAAGAAGCUAGAAGAAGCCGGAGAAUGCACGGUCCGGAUGAACAGAAUGGCAAAUGGGAUAGAUGGGGCAAGAAAAUGGGUGAGGAAGAAGAACAAUGAGGUGGAAACAAUGGCAGCGAAGCUAGAAUGCAAGGAAGCUCAAGAAAAGUUGCUGAAGGGGAAACUAUCGAAACUCGAGAGCAAACUUGCGGAGGAAGGAACCGAAAAACUGAGUUUGACAAAGCUUCUUAGCAGAUUCGAGACGAGAAUCAAAGAGCAGGAGGCCAAGGUGAAGGAGAAAGAGGUUGAAUUGGUGAGUUUAGCAGAAGAGAAGAGGGAUGCCAUAAGACAGCUCUGUGUUCUGGUUGAUUACCAACGUGGUCGGUACGAUGAUCUCAAGAGAUCAAUCUUGAAGGUUGCUCUUAAAUCAUGAGGUAAAAAAAAAAACUUUUUUUUCUGUGAUUGAGUGGGACAAGAUCUCAUGAAUUCCCAAUGCUUUUUUUUUCCAAAAAAAAAAAAGAUUCUGGGUUCGAGGGGUUUUCAAUUUUCAAAAAUCUUGCUCGCAUGUUCUUUUAUUUUGUUUUUUUUUUAAAUAUAAUUUGUUAACCCACCCACCUUGCUAAUUUGUAAACAUUAUUGCAAGUUUUGGGGUUGUUAUUUUCUUGUGUAUUAUGUAUUUUAUAGCCUGUGAUUGUAAA